CGCCACUAUCCCACAAUGCAACAGCGGGGCGCCGGCCAGAGCUGCCCUACUCGACUACUCCCCCGCCUGCCUCGUGUGACACGGGAACGAAAACAAGGCGGGGGAAGGAGGGAGGGCGGGGACGGAGUCCGGGGCAGCCAAUCAGAUCGAGACGGAGGAGUCAGCUCCUGUUACUCUCGGAGCGCGGGAUGGGGCGAAGGCUACAGCGCGGGGGGCGUGGCCUGUGUCGGGGAGCUGGCCAAUGAGCGGGGAGGGGGGCGUGUCCCCCCGGGGCAGAGAGGCCGCUGCAGCUCUCCUGACGGGAGGGGGCGAGCGGAGCUGGGCUUGCCGCACCUUUUCAAUUUGGCGAUGUCGUCUUCUCCUGAAAUCGCUUCCCUUUCAUGGGGUCAGAUGAUGGUGAAAGGUUGUUCUACAACUUAUAAGGACUGCAAAGUGUGGCCAGGAGGGAGCCGAACCUGGGAUUGGAGAGAAACAGGGACAAAUCAUUCUCCAGGUGUGCAGCCAGCUGAUCUUGAAGAAGUUGUCAAGAAGGGAGUUAAAACUUUAGUGAUUGGUCGUGGCAUGAGCGAGGCCUUGCAGGUACCAGCAUCUACCGUGGACUAUCUCAAGAAAAAUGGGAUUGAUGUGCUAGUCCUGCAAACUGAGAAGGCUGUGAAGGAGUACAAUGCACUGGUUGCUCAAGGAGUCAAAGUGGGAGGUGUCUUCCAUUCAACAUGCUAAUGAAUUAAACAAUACAGCCCUCUUCCUCCGUAGCCAAAACGUCUUGUGCCUUUUGACUGAAUAAAUGAUAGUAGUCAGUAUUGGGGCUUUAUAGUUCAUAUUUCCCACUGUACCAAAGCCUGGCUGUGAGAUGAAGACCUAAAACAGAGGAGAAAUACAGCAGUAUGGAAUUUAAAUUAAUCUAAUUGCUCACAAAUGUUCUUCCACGGUGCUGGAUAUGGUAGACUAUUUAAUCAUGAUUCCCUACACUUGUGAUUUUUGACCUAAUCCUCUAGGCCUGAAGGCAUAAUUCAUCUUCUGACCAUUAACGUUUGGCCUAGCUGCUGAAGUAAAAUAUUCACUUUUAAAACCUGUUAGGAAAUGAUCUGAGACUUCACUUCUUUUCAGAUUUGCAAUAGCUGUUGGAUGAUCACAUUUGGUCACUACCAUCAUGUGUGUAAAAUGGUGUAUAAAAAUGGUGAAAAGCUCUGCCUCCCAUUGCCAAUCCCUUGAGCUGUCCAAACUCUUAGUGCACGCAGAGUGAAAUGAUGGUGGAUUGGCUUCUUUGGGAUGAAUACUCUUUCCAUGACUUAUGAUUUGUAAAUUUUACAUUACAUGAAAACAAGUCACUGGGAGCUAAAGAAAAGAUAUCGCUAUAGAGGUUAUGUAGUAGUACACCUCAAUAAGGAACACAAUCUAACAUAUGGUAUCAGCAGUGGGAUUACUUCAAACCCUGGUUUUAUAGUUAAUGAAAGUGAAAGCUAGUAUGCAGCAUAUUAGACUGGCCGAUCAUUGCUAACUAGCUGGGGAAUGGUGGUUGGAAUUUUUAGACCAGGUGCUGACGAUCAGUUGAACGUUAAACACAUGUAGAUGUUUAAUAAAAGCUGCAGCUUUUAAACCUAA
This is a messenger RNA of Mauremys reevesii (Reeves's turtle), 1602 nucleotides long. It is a transcript of the gene AAMDC, whose product is annotated as adipogenesis associated Mth938 domain containing. The transcript has 4 exons. Bases 16 to 720 code for a protein of 234 amino acids. Gene Ontology annotation, cellular component: cytoplasm. The record is from RefSeq and is a predicted model, not a curated record. Lineage: Eukaryota; Metazoa; Chordata; Testudines; Geoemydidae. Gene Ontology annotation, biological process: positive regulation of fat cell differentiation.